This is a messenger RNA of Oryzias melastigma (Indian medaka), 4326 nucleotides long. RefSeq names its product protein tyrosine phosphatase receptor type Ea (gene ptprea). Gene Ontology annotation, biological process: protein dephosphorylation. Bases 471 to 2564 code for a protein of 697 amino acids. NCBI's taxonomy places the organism in Eukaryota, Metazoa, Chordata, Actinopteri, Beloniformes, Adrianichthyidae. The transcript is spliced from 22 exons. Gene Ontology annotation, molecular function: protein tyrosine phosphatase activity. The record is from RefSeq and is a predicted model, not a curated record.
CGUCAGGCACCAGGGGGAGGCGCUGUUUCACCAAGGUGAGCAGCAGGUUUGGAGCGGCUCUCUGACAGGCAGGCAGCUCCUCUGUUGUGGAAGAGAAACUCCUCCUUCCCGGUGACAGGCGGCAACGCCGAAGCCUCGCCUCGCCGUUUUCAACACAUUCUGGCCUCUGGACUUAAUACAGGAUCCCUCACAUCUCUUGAGCUGAAGGGGGCGAGCAGCCCUUUAAGGCAUCCAGUGCUGCUCUUUAAGAAUUCCUGCUGGUUGCUACUUGAUUAACUGCUCACUGGAAAGUGCAGUCCUCCACGCCUGGAUCCCAGGAUCGUCUCUCCUCCCAGAGCUGUCACAGUUACUACAACUCUAUCGAUGAAGACAGCAAGAAUAUGACUAUGCCGGACUUGGUCAGAACUAUGCGACCCGCUGUUAUGGAUGUAAAAAAAAGGACACAUUGAAUCACCUCUCAUCUAGUCACAAUGGUGCCCCUUAUGUUUCUGGUGGUAGCCACAACAACGUCCAAUUCGACAGGCAACGGCAACCAAACAAAAGAAGAUGUUACAUCCUCCAGCCACCACAUCCUUCCCACUGUGCUGGUCGUGCUCUUGCUGCUGAUCAUCAUCGCACUGCUGGCCUGGUAUUUCCUCAGGUUAAAAAACCAAAGGAAAGUGGUUGUCACAGCAGUUGACAAAAAAGUACCAAAUGGCAUCUUGGAGGAACAAGAGACUGGACACAUUACUGAGUCAUUAUCCAUCACUAUGCCAAAAGAGCAACAAACGGUGGUCCUUCUGCCAAGAUCCCAAUCAUCCUCCAAGACCUACGCCCCCAUCCCGGUCGAGCAACUGGAGGAAGAGUACAGACUCCGUUCAGCUGAUGAUGGAAAACUCUUCAGGGAGGAGUACAAUUCGUUGCCGGCAGGUAGUGCCCAGGGGACGUACGAGGAAGCCAACAAGAAUGAAAACAAGGAGAAAAACAGAUACCCCAACAUCCUUCCCUAUGAUAACUCCAGAGUGGUGCUGACUCAGCUGGAUGGAAACCCCUCUUCAGACUAUGUGAAUGCGUCUUUUGUUGAUGGUUACACUGAAAAACACAAAUUCAUAGCUGCACAAGGUCCAAAGGAAGACACCGUUGCAGAUUUCUGGAGGAUGGUUUGGGAGCAGAAGGUUGCAACUGUCGUCAUGCUGACGAAUUUAAAAGAAAGAAAAGAGGACAAGUGUCACCAAUACUGGCCAGAUCAGGGCUGUUGGACGUAUGGGAAUGUGAGGGUGGCCGUUGAAGACUUCACCGUCCUGGUGGACUACACUAUUCGAAAGUUCUGUGUACAAUAUCAAACCAGCGAGGCCGCCAAGACGUCGCGUCUGGUCACUCAGCUUCACUUUACCAGCUGGCCUGACUUCGGUGUUCCGUUCUCCCCCAUCGGAAUGCUUAAGUUCCUCAAAAAGGUCAAGGCAGUGAAUCCGCCCUUUUCUGGGCCUAUUGUGGUCCAUUGCAGCGCCGGUGUUGGGAGAACAGGAACCUUUAUUGUCAUAGACGCCAUGAUCGACAUGAUGCACGCCGAGCAGAAAAUCGACGUGUUUGGCUUCGUUUCUAGGAUACGAGAGCAGCGGUCGCAGCUCAUCCAGACAGAUAUGCAGUACUCAUUCGUCUACCAGGCCCUGCUCGAAUACUACCUCUACGGAGACACAGAGUUGGACGUGUCCACUCUAGAAGGACACCUGCACAAGCUGCACAACACCUUUGCAGACGGUGACCGGGUCGGCCUGGAGGAGGAGUUUAAAAAACUGACCAACAUGCGAAUAAUGAAGGAGAACAUGAGAACGGGGAACCUACCUGCCAACAUGAAGAAGAACCGAGUUCUUCAAAUAAUUCCAUAUGACUUUAAUAGAGUUAUUCUCUCAAUGAGACGAGGCCAAGAGUUCACGGAUUAUAUCAAUGCAUCAUUUAUAGACGGAUACAGACAGAAGGACUACUUCAUUGCCACACAAGGCCCUCUGUCUCACACUGUGGAGGACUUUUGGAGGAUGGUGUGGGAGUGGAAAUGUCACUCCAUUGUCAUGCUCACUGAGCUCCAGGAGAGGGAGCAGGACAAAUGUUUCCAGUAUUGGCCCACAGAAGACUCGGUCACCUAUGGAGAUUACAUUGUGGAGUUGAAAGGAGACACUCUGUGUGAAACUUUCAGUCUACGAGAUCUGGUACUAACCUUUGUUCCGGAGAAGCAGACGAGGACGAUCAGGCACUUUCAUUUCCACGGGUGGCCGGAGAUCGGCAUCCCCGCCGAGGGGAAAGGCAUGAUCGACAUCAUCGCCUCCGUGCAGAGGCAGCAGCAGCAGUCUGGGAACCAUCCCAUUGUCGUACACUGCAGUGCGGGUGCAGGGCGAACAGGUACGUUCAUUGCACUGAGUAACAUCUUGGAACGAGUCAAAGCGGAAGGCCUGAUGGACGUCUUUCAGACUGUGAAGAGUUUACGCAUGCAGAGGCCUCAUAUGGUCCAAACUGUGGAGCAAUAUGACUUCUGCUACAGGGUGGUACAAGACUUUGUUGACAUUUUUUCAGACUAUGCCAAUUUUAAAUGAUGAGAUUUGCCUUAAAACCUGUUUUUUAAUGUUCUUUUCUAAAGCUAUUUUCUUUUUUGUGGCCAAAUGAUCUUCUAUUUUGCUAUGCACUUGUCCAACUCCAGCUACAGUAUGAAAGAGGAUGAAGAAAAAAAAAGCUAAAAUAAUAAUGUAUAUGUUACCCCAUGUAUAUUAAAUUCCCUCAUCACAACGUGUUACAGUUUGUCUCUAAUUUUACUUUUAUUGUACAUGUUGUACCUUAAAUGUUUAUCUAAGUGUUAUUUUGGAGUGACAAGAUAUUUUUAAAAGUUGUAGGUAUUGUAAAUGUAUUUAUGUAUUGACAGUGACAUUCCUCUCUUGCUUGCUAAAAUAUGAUAUUAAUGUUUUUUUUCUAAUCUUAUUUGUAAAGAAAUAUCUGAACAACCUCUCGCUCUUUGGAUUGCUUUUGACAUUAAAGGAGAUAUUGAGGCUUACAUUUUUUUCACUUUUAACAAGAUUCAAGCCCAACAUGAAUGUAAUUGAAUAAUAAUUGAAUCAUUUCAACCGUAAUGUGUUAAUAAAUUUCACAUUGAAGAUGAGGGAUUCAGGCAGAUGUCUGUUCAGAGUCAUGAAAGCCCAUGAAACAAACUUUGUAACAUCAAUUUAUAAGAAAAACAUUCAACAUUGACACAAUAUUGCUUAAAUCUGCCUUUUUUCUGUGAGACAGCAGGAUGUAUUUUUGCUAAAAAUGACUGUACACCCUAAAGCACAUCAUCACAGAGACCUUUUGCUAAAAAACCUGUUAAAGAGAAAAACGUUUUUACUGCUUUAGUCAUAAAAGAGAUUUUUCACAAAUUAGUAUUAAAUCACAGAUUGAAGCAGAGAAAGGCCUAGAAAAAUGAUUUCGAAAGCUACACCACACAAACAUGAUGCCUUAGUGCCUGCUUUGAGCCAACAACAACAAUAGAACAAAUAGUCUUUUAUUCCUGAUGUUUUUUUUUUGCCAUUUUGUUGAUAAGAAAUUAAGAAAAUACUUUGGAAAGUAUUUGAAUGUUUAACAAUUUUUUUGUGUAUUUCCUUAAAGUUAGUGACUCCAUCUGGUACUCAGAUAUUAAAUUAUUUUUGGCUGUAUGUAAAUGCUAUGACAAAGUGCUAACGUGCUAUUCAGCAGGGAGCUGAAAUGAUCAUUUCUGGUCUUUCUUUGUGUGUACAUAAAGUAUUUGUGAGAGAUGUGAUGUGCAUUAAGCAGAGCAACAUGAGACUUUUUCACUGGACUUAUUUUCUGUCCGUGUGGUAAACCUCUGCAUCGUGAUGAAGGUCUGUUCGAACUGCAGCUCAUUGCCUUUGCUUUCUCUGUUGGUGGUCUAUCCAUUUUUAGACGCUGUCUUUAAAAUGCGAGUUGCAAUAUUAAAUUGACCUAAAAAUGCUGUGGUUGUCUGUGAAAUCUUUAUUAUUAAUAUUUUUUUUAAAUAUGGCUUUUUAUUCUUACGUUUUUAUAUCAGUGAUAAAUGUGUGAAAUAAUAUAAAUAGGAGAGAAAACAUUCAAGGCAAAACUUUUCUGUAGCUCAACACAACUGAAUCAGCCAGCAGGGGGCGACAUUUCAUACAUGUCAAAUGUUAGAUCAUCUUUACAUCCAAUCCCACUUUAAGAAAAGUUCCUAUUUAGAAAUUUUAUGUAUUAAAUGGGCUAAAUUAGUCCAAACAUAAAAUAAAAUAAUUGUCACUCGUGUAGACAAACUUUGCAGAAACAUGAGGAGAGUUAGUGGGAUUAUAACUCCAAAAUCAUCCACAAAAAAAAAAAAAA